This is a messenger RNA of Drosophila gunungcola (fruit fly), 663 nucleotides long. RefSeq lists its product as uncharacterized. The record is from RefSeq and is a predicted model, not a curated record. Lineage: Eukaryota; Metazoa; Arthropoda; Insecta; Diptera; Drosophilidae.
CCAGGAAGUAACUCAAUCGAUUCCAAUGUUAACCAAGAUGUUACCACGUUCGUUGCUGCUGAUUAUAGGAGGACUUUGGUUGAUCAUUUUGUUAGUGGAUAACUGCAGUGGAAAAAGAAAGUGGGACUAUGAGCCCCUAUCGAUUGAAGCCUACUCUACGGAUGAAAGCAUGCUGAAGAUCACCGCGAGGGUGGAGCGAGUCGGUAGGGGAGAAUUUGCCAUUUCGGCCAAUAUCGACUUCAAGUACGAGCCCGGCGAUACAACUUUGGUUGAGGCUUUGGGUUAUCGAAGCAGCUCCGGAAACGAAAACGACUACAAGCUAAUACCAUUCAGCAUCCCAAAGCAACCUUUCACACAGUUCAUGAACAGUCACUACAAGGACGUGGUAAUAGCCAACCUAGGGGGUUGCUCUAAUCUCAUCCAGUUUGAGGACCAAUUCGAGCCGCCGUGGCCCCAAAAGGAGUACGUACUGGACAAGUGCGUGGCCAACAGCGAUGGUUUCCCGGAGGUGGUACCCGAAGGCUUCUACAAGGUCAACUUCUCCAUGAUGAAUCCCGUGGAUUGGGGGUUCAUUGUCAUUGUGAAAAUCUCCACUAAAAUUAUGUGAUUUCCAUAAACGACAUGAAUACAACACUUAUAUGUCAUAUCAAAUGUUUAAUCUAG